Drosophila nasuta is the source of this 723-nucleotide messenger RNA. It is a transcript of the gene PGRP-SA, whose product is annotated as Peptidoglycan recognition protein SA. The transcript has 2 exons. Bases 89 to 694 code for a protein of 201 amino acids. The record is from RefSeq and is a predicted model, not a curated record. Gene Ontology annotation, biological process: innate immune response; peptidoglycan catabolic process. NCBI's taxonomy places the organism in Eukaryota, Metazoa, Arthropoda, Insecta, Diptera, Drosophilidae. Gene Ontology annotation, molecular function: zinc ion binding; N-acetylmuramoyl-L-alanine amidase activity; peptidoglycan binding.
GCGAAAGCAUCUGCGAUUAAUUUACAGCCAGUUCUCACCCGGAGCACAACGUAUAGAGAUCGAAGAUCACCGAGCAAUCCCCGCGAAAAUGCUGCGCUUAUCCACGUUGCUCCUCCUCCUCGCCAUCGUCGCCAUUGUCUUUCUGUCUGGCGUUUCAGCGCGUGGCCGCAAGAAGGCGACGAAACCCGAGUGCCCAGAGAUCAAGCUGAAGCGUCAAUGGGGCGGAAAGUUGGCCUUGGGACUGAACUAUCAGGUACGUCCCAUUCGGAAUGUGAUCAUCCAUCAUACGGUGACGAGCGAGUGCUCGACGUUCCCGCAGUGCGCUGAGAUCCUGCAGAACAUGCAGCACUACCACCAGACGCAGCUGGACUACUAUGAUGUGGCCUACAAUUUUCUCAUUGGCAACGAUGGCGUCGUCUAUGAGGGCACCGGCUGGGGAGUGCGGGGCGCUCACACUUAUGGCUAUAAUACGAAUGGCACUGGCAUCGCCUUCAUUGGCAACUUUGUGGAUAAAUUGCCCACGGAAGCAGCGUUGACCGCAUGCAAAAAGCUUUUGGCUUGCGGCGUCACCGAGGGCGAAUUGUCGGAGGAUUAUGGUCUGAUUGGAGCCUCGCAGGUGAUUAGCACACAGAGUCCGGGUCUGACGCUCUACAACGAGAUACAGGAGUGGCCGCAUUGGUUGCCCCGUCCCUAAGUUUGAAUAAAGCGCCAUGCAAUACGUUA